AUGUCUUCACAGAGGAAAACCAGGGAGGAGUUGUUAGCUGACUUUGAGAAUGAUUUGGUCAAGUUUAUUUCAAUGUCAUUAACUGUUGAAGGGCACGACGAGCCGUUGGUGUUUUCCAGAGAUAUGGAUCCCAUGCCGCAACGCCUUCAUUUUAUCUUACCAGAAUAUUCCGUUUAUUACUUGACAAUUAGAUAUAAAGUCAAACAAAGGCCAUUAAAAAAGCUCACUUAUCAUCAAACGGUGAAGAAGGGUGUAGUCAAGGUUGAUACCAGGGAUUUGAAAAUGAUUGAGGAUGCUGUGGUGAACGAUCAUGAGGAUGACGGUGACUACCAUGAAGUAACUUUUCCUGCUGGUGGUGUACCUGGAGGGUCCUUUUUAAGGGGGUUGUAUCCAGCCAAGAGUACCAUACGAGAAAAUGGUGAGAAGAUUUGGAGUUAUAAUUGGACAAUCGAAAUUUGUAAAAAGUCACAGAAGCCACUGGUUGGUGGAUUUGAUUAA
Messenger RNA from Lodderomyces parapsilosis, 498 nucleotides. RefSeq lists its product as uncharacterized. The transcript has a single exon. Lineage: Eukaryota; Fungi; Ascomycota; Pichiomycetes; Serinales; Debaryomycetaceae. Gene Ontology annotation, molecular function: protein binding; Rho GDP-dissociation inhibitor activity. The coding region runs from base 1 to 498 and encodes 165 amino acids. Gene Ontology annotation, cellular component: membrane; cytoplasm; cytosol. The record is from RefSeq and is a predicted model, not a curated record. Gene Ontology annotation, biological process: Rho protein signal transduction.